AGCCGCGCCGCCGUCACACCCCGACUCGAUAAACCCUUCCGCGCUGUGCCUCCGCGGCUCUCCCCUUCUUCCUCCUCCCGCUCCCACCCGCUCCACCCCCCGCCGCUCAAAACCCUAACCCUAGAUCGCGAGGGCCGGCUGACAUGGCCAGCAAGUUCGGGCUCGCCGGCGGAAUCCCGGAGCGGCGGGUGCGGCCGAUCUGGGACGCCGUCGACUCGCGACAGUACAAGUCCGCGCUCAAGCUCUGCACCGCGCUCCUCGCCAAGCACCCCACCUCACCCUACGCCCUCGCUCUCAAGGCUCUUACUUUGGAAAGGAUGGGAAAGCCUGAUGAAGCACUGAGUGUCUGUUUGGAAGCCAAGGAGCUAUUGUACUCGAAUAACAUUUUCCAUUUUGACGAUCUCACCCUUAGCACACUACAGAUAGUGUUUCAAAGGCUUGAGAGAUUGGACCUUGCAACUUCAUGCUAUGAGUAUGCUUGUACAAAAUACCCUAAUAACUUGGAAUUAAUGAUGGGACUCUUUAAUUGCUAUGUCAGAGAGUACUCAUAUGUGAAGCAACAACAGACAGCGCUUAGAAUGUACAAAACUGUAGGAGAAGAAAGGUUUUUGCUUUGGGCAGUCUGCAGCAUUCAACUGCAGGCAUAUUUUAGCAGCGGAGGUGAGAAAUUGUUAGCAUUUGCUGAAGCAUUGCUUAAAAAGCACAUAAGUUCACAUAGUUUACAUGAGCCAGAAGCACUUUCUCUCUAUGUUUCAAUUCUGGAACAACAGGCAAAGUAUGAUGCUGCUUUGGAAGUUCUAUCUGGAGACUUGGGCUCUCUUAUGGGAAGGGAGGAGGACAAGCUUCGUUUGCAGAGAGGUCGGGGUAGACCAAACUUGACAAUGGGAGGAUCUGAAGGACUGGAAUAUCACCAAAGAUUUAGCCAUGGACAGGGACGCCUUCUUACUCAAGCGUGUAACUAUGUGGCUGCUUCUGAGAUAUAUCAGAAGGUUCUUGAAUCUUGUCCUGAUGACUGGGAGUCCUUUCUCCAUUAUUUAGGCUGUCUGCUGGAGCGUGACGUGAAGCUGCCUAAACCAACCACUGGCGAACAUACUUGUUCUUCCUGCUCUGUAGAUUCGAACAAGACUUCUCUCAGUGAGGAGGUGGUCGAAUCUCGCCUUGCAAGUGCAUUGUUAUUUGUGCAAAAGCUACAAAAAAAUGACUCCAGUGACUCUGUUAGAGGUCCUCAUCUAGCCAAUAUUGAAAUUGAACGGCAACACCGCCUCAGUGGAAACUCAACAAAGUUUAUGGAAGCUUUGGUAAACUAUUUCCACAGAUUUGGUCACUUGUCUUGCUCAUCGUCAGAUGUUGAAAUAUACCUCCACAUGCUAUCGGGUGAUGAAAUAACGGAGUUGCUAGAUACAAUUUCCAGAUCUUUUGAUGCAUCAUCCGUUUCAGUAAAAGCAUUGGGUUUGACAAUAACUACUUUUAAGGUUCAAGAACUUUUGGGAACUUUAUUAUCAAAGUCAACUACAGAUCUUCAGCGCAUUGCAAAAGGAAUGGUUGAGACAUUUUACAAAAACUUGCCUCUCUCAAGAGACUUAGAUCCUCAGGAAAGCAUGCAUGGAGAAGAACUGCUGUCUAUGGCUAGCAAUAUUCUUGUGCAGCUUUUUUGGCGUACAAGGAAUUUGGGGUACUUACUUGAAGCAGUUUUGGUGCUAGAGUUUGGAUUGACUGUUCGCAAGCAUGUCUGGCAAUACAAGAUUACUCUGGUGCAUCUGUACUCUUACUUGGGAGCUCUUCCGUUAGCACAUCGAUGGUAUGUAAGCCUGGAGGUCAAAAACAUUCUUCUAGAAUCCGUCUCACACCACAUCUUGCCACAGAUGUUGAGUUCUCCUUUCUUGCAACAAACUGCCAGUCUUGUGAAGGAUUAUCUUAGGUUCAUGGAUGAUCAUUUGAAAGAAUCUGCUGAUCUUACCUGUCUUGCAUAUAGGCACCGUACUUACUCAAAGGUAAUUGAAUUUGUGCAGUUCAAAAAUCGCUUGCAACGCUCCAUGCAGUAUCUUGCUGUAAAAUCUGAUUCUGUAAUACUGAGCCUGAAGCAGAAGUCUGAGUCUCUUGAGGAAGUGGAGUCUGUUCUUGAAAAUGUGAAUCAUGGAGAAGGCUUGGUUGAUCUAUCAAGUGAAGACAACAUGAAACAUUUAACUUUUAAUGAAGAUCUCGAGGCACGCCCUUGGUGGACACCAACAACCAGUGUAAAUUUUCUUUCAGAACCAAUUGAUGAAAGUUCGACACCUGCGUGCUUUAGGGCCGAAGUGUGCAAGCACAAAUCUACUGAGAAGGAUGGCCCUAAGAUGAGAGAUGCUGAGAGAAAAUGUCUUGUCCCCCAGCUUGUUUACCUUUCCAUGCAUGGUUGUGUAUCUUCCCUCAGGGAGACUGAGCCCAACGGGUCUGUUUCUGAUAUCACUGUUGGGGAAAUGAAAACCUUACUUGAGAAAUAUGCUAGGACUAUUGGCUAUUCCAUGGAUGAUGCUCUAAGCAUGAUUCUUGGUAUAUCUUCAGGCAAGAAGUCUAUGAAGGAUUUUGCUCCUGAUAUUGUGAGCUGGAUGAGUUUUGCUGUAUUUAUUAAUGCAAUGAACUUGUGGUCAAAUGAAUCAGUGAUCCCCAGAACUGAUCCGAGCAGCCCAAGUUCUUGGGAGAUUGUGGACAGCUUAGUGAAAAUUUGCAUAGAGGAGCACCUGACUGAUGCCAAUAGAAUCCUGACUUGUCCUGGAAAUAAAAUUCCACUAUUAGUGCAAAUGGUUACAGAACCCAUUUCUUGGCAUCUCAUCAUAAUCCAGUCCUGCAUGAGAGUGGUGGCCCCGCAAGGAAAGAAGAAAAAGAAAAGUGGCCCAUCGCUGCGACCAAACAUGCCUCAGUUGCAAGGAAUUCAAAGAUCUGUUCAGUGCUUGAUUGAAACACUCCGAAGUGUCCAAAAAUGGUUAUCUGAUCAGAUGAGUCUAGAGGAGCAAGGUUUGGAUAUCUUAAUGUCAUAUUUGCAAGGAACUGGCGAUGAAGGUCCAGGACAGACAUUCAGAGUCUUGGAAGAGAAACCAGCAGCACAUGCCUCUGAGCUUGGUGAUCGAAUUGCUCAGUCUCUGGAAGCAUGGAGUUCUACUGGUGUGGUAAGAAGAAUUGUUGGAGCAGAACAUGAGGUGCUAGCCGAGUUCAAGAAAAUGGUCGACUCUAAACUCAAGCUGCUCAUGUCAGAAUCCGCUUCUCUAUCUUCGGUGUUACACUAGAGUUGAUGAAAUUUUGCACAUGAAUUUUGUUCUAUUCUUGUUGUGGCGUUCCAUUAUACAUAUGUUGUAACAGUAUAACAGAAUGUCUGUGCGCUUUUGUUGUUUGACUUUCUUCUAUUCGAUUGAGGACAUCUUUUUUCCCUUUGCUUUUGUGUCUCUGCUCCUGAUUUGGUAUUGUGGUAUAGUUAUUGUAUUACUCCAAUUUGAUUUGGUGCAAUAUAAAACGACGCAUUCCAUUUU
Messenger RNA from Aegilops tauschii subsp. strangulata, 3500 nucleotides. Its product is annotated as N-terminal acetyltransferase B complex auxiliary subunit NAA25. Gene Ontology annotation, molecular function: protein binding. Gene Ontology annotation, cellular component: NatB complex; cytoplasm. Gene Ontology annotation, biological process: N-terminal peptidyl-methionine acetylation. NCBI's taxonomy places the organism in Eukaryota, Viridiplantae, Streptophyta, Magnoliopsida, Poales, Poaceae. The record is from RefSeq and is a predicted model, not a curated record.